Prorocentrum cordatum is the source of this 1071-nucleotide messenger RNA. NCBI's taxonomy places the organism in Eukaryota, Dinophyceae, Prorocentrales, Prorocentraceae. The record is from the annotation of a GenBank genome assembly.
AUGACCUUGCCGCCGCGCCGCGCGACGCGGCAGGCCAGGCAGGGCACCAGCGCCGAGACGGGGACGACUGAGGAAGAUGGCGAGCCUGGCGGAUCCAGGGUGGCACGCUUCUCCAAGACCAAGAUGUGCAAGUUCCACCUCGUCGGCAUGUGCGCCAAGGGCCCGGCCUGCCCCUUCGCCCACGGCCAGGAGGAGCUGGCACCACUCCCGGACCUGACGUGCACGAAGCUGUGCAAGACGCUGAUCACCACGGGGAACUGCACCGACCCCCUGUGCUCCUACGCCCACUGCAAGGAGGAGCUGCGAGCGACGAGCACCUUCCACAAGACGAAGAUGUGCCGCUUCUCGCUCAACGGGUUCUGCGCGAUGGGCGCGAAGUGCAACUUCGCGCACAAUCCCAAUGAGAUACGCAACGUCGACUCGCCGCUCGCAGAGGUCAACGUCCCGAUGUUCAACGCCCCCAAGGCGCACCAGCGCGGCGGCUUCGAGCCCCACGGCCGCACGGCUCCCGCGGGGUACCCCUUCAGCGCCGCCCCCGCGGGCCAGCCGCGGUACUUGCCCUCCCCGAGCAUGCCGCAGCACACCGCGGCGGAGCCGCCCGGCCGAAGCCGCGGCAGAGGCGCAGGUGGCGGCGGAGGUGGCCGCACUGGCGCUCGUGGCGGCGCUCCCCUCGCCGAGCCCGCGGCCGCGGCCCUCGCGGAGUCCGCCGCGGCCGCGGUGCCCGGCCAGCCGCGGCGCCGUGGUGGCAAGCGCUCAGGGACCAGCUCUCAGGCGCGCGCGGCCGCCGGCCCGGGCGGUGGCUGCGGCGCCCCCGUCGCGGCCGCUGCCGCCCCGGCGGCGCCCGGCCCGGCGGCCUCCGAGGCGUUUGACCACACCGCGGAGAUAAGCAUCGGCGCGGCUUUGCAGGAGUCGGCAGGGCCAGACAUGGGCAUGCCGUACACUGGCGGCGGGCCUGACAUGGGCAUGACGUUCACAGGCGGCGGAACUGAGAUGAGCAUGUCGUUCAGUGGCGGCCGCCUGUCGCGAACUUCGUCAGGCAUGCAGCCGCAGAGGACAGCCCCGCGUACGUGA